GCAAACGACAGACCAAACGUGGGUGGCCAUCACUACUUGUACACCGAAAACACACAUUUUAGACACUUUCGCUGCUACUAAAGUGUAAAGAGGACAAACAUUAUACCUUAACGUGAGAUGUGGUUCAAUCUCUGAGCUAACAUUUAUCCGGACGUUUACUUGUGAUUUUGUUUUUGGAUCAGUACAAUGCGUUACAUGGAAAACGGGAGCAGUUACGUCGAGACGGUAGCCGCACCGGCAUCCUACUACGAGGACCAGAAGAAGUUCAUGGCUGGUUCGCCCAAAACGGAGCUGGUGGACCGAGCUAGUCCCGAUAUAUUGAACGUUACAGAGGAUGACGAUGAUCAUCCUGGAAUGGAUAGCAUCCGAUCGGACACGGGACGCUUAGAUAAGUUGGAGGUUUGUCUUCGGGACGAUUCGGACUCUGACUGCAGUGGUGAUCUCUCUCGGGAUCUCGAGGACUCCAGUGAUAAACUUGACGAGGAUGAACAUUCGACCGGGAAAGGCAAAAACAGUGUCGUAAAGCCUCCGUAUUCUUACAUUGCUUUGAUUACUAUGUCGAUUUUACAAUCACCGCACAAGAGACUGACGCUUAGCGGAAUUUGCGAGUUUAUCAUGAGCAGAUUCCCAUACUAUCGAGAGAAAUUCCCAGCGUGGCAGAACAGUAUUAGACACAACCUGUCGCUCAAUGACUGCUUUGUAAAAAUUCCCCGUGAGCCUGGAAACCCUGGUAAGGGCAACUACUGGACCCUUGACCCCGCAAGUGAGGAUAUGUUCGAUAACGGAAGCUUCUUACGGAGACGUAAGCGCUUCAAACGUAUGCAUGAAUUACAAAUGGCGGCGGCGGCUGCUGCCCAUCAUCAGCAGGUAUCGUUUAUGGCCGACCCGUACGGUCAUCAUGGACUUCUUGGCAACCUUGCGCAUCAUCACUCACUGCCGUACCCUUACAUGGCACCCAUGCCGCCACCCUUGCCCAUUCUGCAUCCCAGUCACGGGAACGAUCUCAGUAGGGUAACCUCCUUAAACCCGUUAAGUUUUGGCGGACUUUCUCAAGCCCAAGUAUCAUCAUCAUCAUCAUCAUCAUCAUCUAGUUCUACAACUACUCCUAAUACUCCUAGUCGCGGAGGCUUCUCCAUAGACUCUAUCAUUGGCACGUCCAGUGAACCAAAAACAUCAACAAUCCCAUCAUUUCGACCCCCUGUGACAGCAGCAAUGACGACGGGUCUCCCUCCUUCCUUGAGGCCCUAUCUCAGCCUGGAUCUAACGAGGCCCACGAACAGUAGUGUCAGUGCUUUUACGUCUCCAUUCCCUAUGACGAUGCCAGCGAUUACAGCAAUGGACUUGGAAAAAUAUCGGCAAUAUGUGCAAUCUUGUAGCAUGGCUGCUGCUGGAUGGCCGCGGUAGGGCAACACGGACUCGGGCCAUUGUCGACCCUCUGUGUAUGAACUGUGUUAUAUGAAGUCACAAAGUCAUUUCAAUGGAGGACAGCAUUCCGUGUACAGUGUUUACAUACAUUCGUGAGCAGUAAAUCGAUGCCAUCUUAAUCUUUGCAGAGAUAGGAAUAACCUAAUCGAAGGUGGGUAAAUGCAGGACUUUCAAUUCACGGUAUAGUCGAAUCAUACCGGUAUGAGCUUUCACUAACUUUGCCCCUUAGGUGAGACACUACCAAAAAACGAUGUCGAACCCACGAUGAACUGCGGACGUGUCUCUUGCAUUUUGUACUUUUCUACAUCAAUGAAGUGAAAAUCAAAAGCUAAGCAAAGCUUCCCGUGUGUAAUGACAUGAUAAAUGGUUAUUUACUUUAGGCCCUACAUGUAUGUGCUUUUAAACCAAUAUUGCACACGUCAUGAUGACAUUUAUAUCAAUCUCAAUUUCAUUGCUUUCUCUGUUCAGUGCGUUCAGGAAUUUUCCUCUGACCAUGAUUCAGGUCCUGCAUUAUUACGUCGGACGCCAGUACUAUGAAACAGGCUCAUGAAAUGCUUCCCCAGAGUUGCGAAUUUAAAAAUUAAAUCAAUGACAAACAUACCCCUAUGAAAGUUUAAUACGCCUCUUCAUCACUGUAUGUACUUUUAAAUCUAAAGGUUGGGCUGUCAUUUUUGUUGUUCUAACGAUUCCAAAUCAUUAUGUUGUGUUGUAGCCCUUGGAUUAUUAGCUUACUUAUCAAAAGAGAGCAAAUCGUUUCUUCAAAAUAUUGUAUUGGGGCUUCAGAUUUGGAAAUAUUGAUAAAAGUCAUUUCAAAUUCACCGGUUCCAUCGCAUUCUCGACUUUAGCAGCAACACUAUAGCAACUUACAUGUACCAUUUAGUCUUGCCUCGAAUUAAUAUGAAAUUACCCUGUGUCUUCGUAUAGUGCAGUUCAAUAUGUAAGAUUUGUACAUUUGAUAAUUUAUAUUUGAUUACCUUGGAGGUGGGUUUGCCACACUUCACACUUCUAGUUUGAUUGUUUUAACAACACUAGUCCUGGCAUUUACUGAGUUUGUGAUAACUGCCAUCAUUUAAUGAUAAAUGUUGUUACAACAAUCUCACUAUGAGAAUUUUGACUGUAUGAUCACGAAUCAUACUAAAAAGAAUACUUUUGACGAACAGUGUGUCAGUUGACGUUAGUGCUAGAAAUAAUAAUAAAGAUGUGACCAUACUAUUUGUGACCAACUUACUGUGUAUUCUAAAAUUAGCCUGUGUCUGAAUUGAAAUUUUGUAACUUUGCGGUUAUGUUUGGUUUUGCAUUUUGAAGGGAAGAAUGUCAUUUUCUGAAAAUAAGUUCUUACUCUUCUAACCUGAUAUACCUUGCUCCGUAUCCGGUGUCAUUGCGUUGAUCCCUUUCUGGUGAAGUUCGGGCAUUAAAUUAUUUGUCUUGCACAAGAAAGAACAAAUGUGUUUUUCCAAAGUCUUGUCCCUUAGUUUUGGAAAUAUCAAUUUGUUUCAAGUUAAUAAUCUUAGCAACCCCAGUUGCUGCUCUCAUUUGACGACUGUUCUCAUAAAUUACCUUAACCUUGAAAAACAUUUUAAUUGACCCAUCUACACUAUUCGACCGAUCAGACCGAAUGUGCUGCCAUAUUCUUAAGUUUGCUGUAAAUCUCUUAUUACCGGGUAUGAAAAAAGGACGAUUCUCAGAUUUGAUUUUUAAAAGGUUUUGCAAAAAUUAUUGUGUGUAAAAUUUGAUCAUAUCCUUGUUGGUGAUGUGACGCAGUAUGGUGUAAAGUAUAUGUGGAUUAUAAUAUAAUGUGUAUUGUAAAGAUGCCGUGUAAAAUAUAUUUUGUCUAUGAAA
Molecule: messenger RNA, 3264 nt
Organism: Lineus longissimus
Lineage: Eukaryota; Metazoa; Nemertea; Pilidiophora; Heteronemertea; Lineidae
Product: forkhead box protein D3-B-like
Exons: 1
Coding region: 187-1404 (405 amino acids)
Biological process (GO): regulation of transcription by RNA polymerase II; cell differentiation; anatomical structure morphogenesis
Molecular function (GO): RNA polymerase II cis-regulatory region sequence-specific DNA binding; DNA-binding transcription factor activity, RNA polymerase II-specific
Source: RefSeq, a predicted model, not a curated record